Messenger RNA from Kockovaella imperatae, 796 nucleotides. RefSeq lists its product as hypothetical. The transcript has 2 exons. NCBI's taxonomy places the organism in Eukaryota, Fungi, Basidiomycota, Tremellomycetes, Tremellales, Cuniculitremaceae. Bases 159 to 596 code for a protein of 145 amino acids. The record is from RefSeq and is a predicted model, not a curated record.
AUCAGUGAAUCUGUUCUGUGCGUUGCAUCGAUCCUUCAAACCGUUUCAGCGACACUGAUCUGCCAUCAGAGAUAGAGAGGUGGGAAAGGCAUCUUGGACGUCCAGAAACUUCCGCUGUACUCCACGACGCAAAGUCCUGUCUCCAAUUCUCCCUCACCAUGCUCCUCUCCCCGCUUCUCUGUCAUGAAUCCCUUUCUCAGCUUGUCGAAUCCGGACCUCAUACUGCGCUUCUCGCAUCACCUCAUGGAUCAGUCGUGGCGAGUGCUCGGCGACCGGAAGGAGAGCGCGACGAGACGAAUGACGACGACGACGAGGAGGAGGAGGAGGAGGAGGAGGAUGAAGGACCGUGGCUAGAUGAGCCUGAGCGGAUGCGUCUGCUUCUAGGUCUCGCUUCGCAAUGGACCACGGACGAAUCACCCAGGAUAGAAUGCGAGCUCGGACGACUCUACAUCCGCUCGAUCCCCUUGGCUCCGGAGGAGACACUGCCUGCAAAUUCUGGCGUUCCUUCCAUUCGUAGUCCAUACAUUGGCAAUUUUCUACUUGUGCUCAAUGGAUCCAGCGAGACACCUUGGACUGUUCUCGCUGACAAGGUAUGAUAAAGUCCUUCAACGAAAGGAACAGAGCGCUCAUGUAACUAGGCCGAAUCAUUCCAUAUCUAGCUAGCAUACCUAGCUAGCUUGAGAAAUCGCUGACACACUCCCAACCUCGUCCGACGCCUUCUUUCCACAAGCUCACUUUACCAUCACCACAGCUCACCGCGAGUAUAUUGCCUGACAAGUCAGUCGAGAGAACACGC